AUGUUGAAGAUGAAUGGAUAUUUUUCUGUGAAGUACAAGGCGAUGAAUAAGUACGACAAAAACACCAGGCUGCUGUGUAACGAUGUGGACCUGUGUGACAGUCUAGAGAAGAACUGCCUGGGAUGCUUCUACCCAGGUCCCAAGUGCAACUCCAACAAGUAUGGGCCAGAGUGCCAGUGCAACUUGUGCUGGGUCAAUGAUGCCAUCAUCAUAGAGUCUGGUGAGGUCAUCAGCACCCUGCCAUUUUUUGUUCCUGAUUAG
Messenger RNA from Rattus norvegicus (Norway rat), 261 nucleotides. The record is from RefSeq and is a predicted model, not a curated record. NCBI's taxonomy places the organism in Eukaryota, Metazoa, Chordata, Mammalia, Rodentia, Muridae.